Messenger RNA from Rhizoctonia solani, 936 nucleotides. Its product is annotated as integrase core domain protein. Gene Ontology annotation, molecular function: nucleic acid binding. The coding region runs from base 1 to 936 and encodes 311 amino acids. The transcript is spliced from 2 exons. Lineage: Eukaryota; Fungi; Basidiomycota; Agaricomycetes; Cantharellales; Ceratobasidiaceae. The record is from RefSeq and is a predicted model, not a curated record. Gene Ontology annotation, biological process: DNA integration.
AUGUUACCUGCUCCUAUAUUUGCCAACAUAGCCAUAGUCACACCCAAAAAGGAACUCCAGCGCCAGAUUGAGGCUGCCCUAGACCAAGACAAAUCCUUAGAGGAAAUAUUACAAUUCCUCCAAAACAAGUCAAAGGCACCCCCAUCCAUCAAACAAGCGUUCAAGGAUUACCAAAUGGAAGCAGGUCUACUAUUCUAUCAAGGGAGAAUUGUGGUCCUGGAUGUGGGAACCUUACAAACAGAGUUACUAAGGAUCUUCCAUGACAGCCCUCUGGCCGGCCACCUGGGUAGACAAUGUAUGCUGGAAUUGAUAUCAAGGGAUUACUACUGGCCUGGCAUCCGUGCAGAUACGUACUGGCAUGUUGACUCCUGUGAAACUUGCCAAAGAAUCUGGAAACCAAGAUACGCAUCCAUCCCCCUGCAGCCGCUAGAACUCCUGUCAUGCCCCUGGCAACACGUGUCAUACAAUAUGAUUGUAGACUUACCAAAGGACGGAAAUAACAACUCAAUCCUGGUCAUUGUUGACAGCUUUACAAAGUAUGGAAUAUUUGUGAAAUGCUCCAAAAAGCUCAAAGCAACCAAGUUAGCGGAGCUAUUCCUGGAACAUGUAUGGAAGCGUCACAGCAUGCCAGAAAAAACUGUAUCUGACAGAGGAAGGGUCUUUAACAACAAGUUCUUGCAGGCCCUGUACAAGCGCCUUGGUAUUGACCCUCACUUUUCCUUGGCUUACCAUCCUCAAAGCAAUGGGCAGACAGAACAGGUCAACCCCUCCAUUGAACACUUCCUCAGGGCCUACUCAGGAAUCAAUCAAAGGGACUGGACCAAAUGGCUUCCAAUGGCGGAGUUUGCCUACAACAAUGCUGUACAUAAUAGCACAGGCAAAACCCUGUUCAAGGCCUUGUAUGGGUGGGAGCCCACUGUUAAGAGUUGUAACUAG